Molecule: messenger RNA, 3671 nt
Organism: Anopheles bellator
Lineage: Eukaryota; Metazoa; Arthropoda; Insecta; Diptera; Culicidae
Gene: Nep4
Product: neprilysin-4
Exons: 1
Coding region: 1-2835 (944 amino acids)
Biological process (GO): protein processing
Cellular component (GO): plasma membrane
Molecular function (GO): metalloendopeptidase activity
Source: RefSeq, a predicted model, not a curated record
AUGCGGUGCUGUAAUCAGGUGAUGGAGUCCGUAAACAAAGUCGCGAAAAAAUCCGAUAAGCCCGCACACGUCCGUGGCGGAGAAGUGAACGGCGGCUGUGCGCUCGGUAUCGACGAGCGAACCGGGCGGUUACAGUGGUGCCCCGGGUACAGGUUCGUGCGGAUCCUGUUCGUCAUCCCUGCCGCGUUGCUUCCGAUCGGUUUGCUGUUUCUGCUGUUGUCUCGGUUUCAGGUCGUUGGCUCCGAGGCUCCGACCUAUCAGCGUGGCGGGUGCGGCGGGAUCGGCUACUUCACCGACACCAUCGGUAACGAGCUGGCGGAAGACGAAAUGAUGUCGGGCUGGGGGGGUGAACAGCGCCUCAACAGCGAGCGCUGCCAAACGCUCGCGAGCAGCGCUCCCGGUGCGGAAGUAGCCGACCUAGAGGACCGCGGUCUAUUGCGACACAUUAUGCGGACCUCGUUCGUGCCGCCGUCGCCUGAUCGCCGUGCCCAAACACCCGGCUGUCAGGAGCGAGCAGCGGACCGUGACGUUCGCGACGACGAUCUGCCAGACGAUGCCCAACGGCGGGUGAGGCGGUCUCUCGCCUGGCGGAUGGCGGACAGUAAAAGCGCCGAAAGCGUCCGGGCGCUGCAAGCACAGAUCAUGCGAAAGCACAUGGACGACAAGGCGGAUCCGUGCCAGGACUUCUACCAGUACGCGUGCGGGAACUGGGAUCAGGUCAACCCGAUCCCGAAGGACAAGGCGGCCCUCGACACGUUCGAGAUACUGCGCGAAAGUCUCGAUCUGGUGCUGAAGAACCUGCUGCUCGAUCGGGACCCGGUCGACAGUGAGCCGGAGCUACCGGACGUGGAGAAUACGCUGCCCUCCACCGUGCGCACGACAACGGCGACGGGUCCAGGGGCCAGCGAACAAUUGCGCCGGGUGCGGAAACGAAUAACGCGGCGAGCCGUGCAAAAUAAGCUGGUCAUCCGCACCACGCAAGUGAAGCGCGUACGCAAGCGGAAGGAAGUCGCCGGAGACGAUGCCGAAACGAAGGCGCGCCAUCUGUUUGCCUCCUGCAUGAACUACGGACUGAUCGAGAAACGGGGACUGGAACCGUUGCGCCAGCUACUGGACAGUCUCGGCGGCUGGCCAGUACUCGAUGGGCCCGCGUGGGAUGGCAGUAACUUCGACUGGCUAAACCUGACGGCGCACAUCCGGCGGUACAACAACGACAUUCUGAUCGUGCAGUGGGUCGGUCCGGAUAUCAAAAAUUCCGACGAAAACAUUGUUCAGUUCGAUCAAACGUCGCUCGGAUUGCCGACCCGCGACUACUACCUACAGACGGUGAACCGGAAGUACCUGGACGCGUACCGCCAGUUCAUGGUCGAGGUGAUCGAGCUACUGGAGGUGCCGACCGCGAGGGCAGAGCAGUCCGUGGAUGAGCUGAUCGAGUUCGAGGUGCAGCUUGCCAACAUUACGAACCCACCGGAGGAGCGGAACAACGUGUCCACGCUGUACCGGAAGAUGAUCCUGGAAAAUCUGCACGACGAAGUGCCGGGGAUCAACUGGACCCGUUACCUAGAGACCGUAGCCGAGCGGCCGGUCAAUGCGUCCGAUUUCGUGGUGAUGUUCGCCCUGACCUACAUGCGCGAUCUGGUGGAGUUGAUCGGCCAAACCGAAUCGCGGAUCGUGGCAAACUACAUCCUCUGGCGGUUCGUGCGCCACCGGAUCAACAAUCUGGACGAUCGCUUUCUCGGCGCGAAGCAGCGCUUCUCCAACACGCUGUUCGGGCGCGAAAAGAACCCACCCCGCUGGAAGAACUGCGUCACGCAGGUAAACGCCAACAUGGGCAUGGCCGUCGGGGCAAUGUUCGUGCGACGGUACUUCGACGAGAACAGCAAACGCGACACGCUCACGAUGACCCACGAGCUGCAGCAGGCAUUCCGCGAGUUGCUGAACCGCACCGACUGGAUCGACGGGCCAACGAAGCGGCUGGCCGAGCAGAAGGUGAACGCGAUGUCCCUCCGGAUAGGCUACCCGGAUUUUAUACUGACCCCAGACGAGCUGAACACUCGGUACGUGGGACUCGCGAUCCACCCGGAGCAGUACUUCGAGAAUACGCUCAACGUGCUCAGCCACAUCCGGCGGACGGAUCAGGAGAAGCUGGGCCAGGUGGUCAACAAGACGGCCUGGCAUACGGCCCCGGCCGUCGUCAAUGCGUACUACAGUCGCAACAAAAACCAAAUCAUGUUCCCGGCCGGCAUCCUGCAGCCGCCGUUCUACCAUCGGCACUUCCCGAAAUCGAUCAACUACGGUGGCAUCGGUGUGGUGAUCGGACACGAGCUGACCCACGGGUUCGACGACAAGGGCCGGUUGUUUGAUCGCGACGGCAACCUAUACCGCUGGUGGAGCGACAGCGCCAUCGAGGCGUUCCACGAGCGGGCCGCCUGUCUGGUGCAGCAGUACGGCAAGUACACGAUCGACGAGAUCGGGGUGCAGCUGGACGGAGAAAACACGCAGGGCGAGAACAUUGCCGACAACGGUGGCAUCAAGCAGGCGUUCCUCGCCUACACCCGCUGGCUGGAGGAGCAGACCGAUCCGCGGGUGCUGGAGCAGGAAGUGCUGCCCGGUCUCAACGUCACCAACCGGCAGCUGUUCUUCCUGAACUUUGCCCAGAUCUGGUGCGGUGCGAUGCGGCCCGAGGCGACGCGCAGUAAGCUGAAGACGGCCGUCCAUAGCCCGGGCCGGUUUCGCGUGAUCGGGACACUGACGAACUCGGCGGAUUUUGCUCGCGAAUACAGCUGCCCGCUCGGGAGCGUCAUGAAUCCGGCCGAAAAGUGUAGCGUCUGGUAGGUCUGGUGGGCGGGCUCCCUCCGAAGGUCGAUUCUGAUUAAUUUGUUUUAUUUUGUAAAUAAAACCUCAUUCGUUACUGUCACGGAAACCCGAGAACCCUCUGGCUGGUGCGCGUGUGGGGGCAUUGGGCGUAGAUCGAAGGCAAAGGGAAGAUUCGCACGGCAAACAGCAAUAUGUCCGCUCUUCCGGUACACACUCUAGGCACGGUUGUGCGUAUCUGUUUCACGCGACACGGUUGACACGACCUACAGAUAAUGCCGUGCAUGCGGUUUACAUAUUGGCAGCUUUGGCCACAAAACAGCUUCUGACACCGUGUGUACAAUGGUGUCUAGCUCGAGCAGUUAAUUGAAACAAAUUCUUCCUCCAUCGACGCGACGGGGUUUGAAUGUUUGUCGCCUUCGUUAGCCCGCGUCGGAUCGCCGUUAUCCAAUUUAACCCACCCGGUACCUCAAUUUCAGCGAGGUCGAAUCGCUUUCGUUGGGGCCAGCGAGACACCGGAGGCGCUACCGUAACGACGGGAUUAACUGAUAACUUGCUCGAUCCAAUAUUUCUUGCAGAUAAAUUGAAGAAUUAUUGUGGCUAUGUUGACGUACCCGAAAGCAUCGCACGAAACAUCAAACGAUUUGCGCUCUCGUUGAGGUCAGGGUCAGUUUUGUUGAGUAGCCUGUUUGCCGACGUAUAGGACAUGUAAGGGUUAUUAUAUGAGUGCAUUGGUGUUUUAUAUAAGUCAUUAUUUCAUUUAACAAUGUUAUGCGAAUGGUUAUUUUGACGAGUACAUCCCCGCUGUUUACCUUUCUUUGUUUUCUGUUAAGCAAAAUAAAGACAGAAGCAUGAGG